UAAAUGAGCUCAGAGCACAUUCCGGCGCUCACCAUGGUUUCCGUCAAAAUUCUCGUUCUUCUUGCUUUGGUUGCUUUGGCGUCAGCCGCACCACAUGGUGGCGCAGGAGACAUAGCAGGUAAAAUCAAAGGCGGGGUGUCAGCAGGCGAGGGAAUAGUCGACCAAGGCGAGGAAGGCUGCGAGAAAGGCGCGGAAGGCGUGGCCAAAAAGGCGCCUGUCGUCGGUAGCGGGAUAGCCGGGGGUAUCGGCGCCGCGGGGGGGAUAUUUAAGAAGGGGGAGAAGAUUGUGGAGAGCGGAUGGGAUUCGAUCUAUGGAAUAUUCAGUGGUUUUGCCCCUUGCUAAAUAAUUUUGUACAGAUUUCUAGAUUUUAAUAUAAUAGACGUAAGCUAACCCUGCAAAAACUUUACCUUGAUAUGUAAUAAACGUCUGAAAAUAGAAUAUUUCCAA
Molecule: messenger RNA, 447 nt
Organism: Leguminivora glycinivorella
Lineage: Eukaryota; Metazoa; Arthropoda; Insecta; Lepidoptera; Tortricidae
Exons: 3
Coding region: 4-342 (112 amino acids)
Source: RefSeq, a predicted model, not a curated record